GAUAUUAUUGUCUCUAUAGUCCAAAUAUUUUUUAUUGAAAAGAAAAGAAAAGAAAAGAUACGUGAUUGCUUUGAGAGAUACUUUAAUUCAGCCAACUCAUAAAUUCAUUUCUUGUUUUAUCUAACUGAGUUUUCAUUUCUUUUCCUUUCCUUUCUAUCUCAUUUCUCUCAUCUUUCUUUCCUUUUUUUUUUUCUCUAGUUUCAAAUGCAAGUCAACUUGUAUGUACAGGUACUUUUGAAGGUCUUUUUUUUUCUUCCUACUUGGUUGGUUAUUUUCUCUAGUGGUAUGGUGUCUCUCUCUCUUGCUGUUCUCUGUAAUGUUUGUGUGGUCUCUUCGUCUCUUUUUUUACUUGGUUGGUCUCUCCCUUUCCGUUUCCUUCGUCUGUCUCUCGUUGUCAUGGUAUUUUCUUCCAGAAUCCUUUACUACGUGUAUUUGUUUGAUUAUUUAAAUUAUCCUGCUAUGAUGUUUUGCGUAUGUACCUAUUGCUACUAUCUAUUGCUGUGAUGAUUUAAUAAAAAUGUUUCUUUGAGUGUAUUAUGUAAUAAAGUACAUGGUCUAUCUUACGGUAUCAUCAAUGACAUCGUUAUUUUCGCUAAGAGAGAAGACGAACAGUCAACAGUAUACAGGUACAACUUGCUAUUAUCAUGGGUGGUGAUGAUGAUUG
This is a messenger RNA of Halteromyces radiatus, 664 nucleotides long. RefSeq lists its product as uncharacterized. NCBI's taxonomy places the organism in Eukaryota, Fungi, Mucoromycota, Mucoromycetes, Mucorales, Cunninghamellaceae. The transcript is spliced from 4 exons. The annotation marks the transcript as partial. The record is from RefSeq and is a predicted model, not a curated record.